UUUUUUUUCCUAUCACAGGAGUAGUUCUUAUUAUUCUCGUGUUUCCGGCGAAAUCUCUACGAUGGCUUUCAAAGGCAUCAUCCAGGUCCGCAACAUGUGCUCUAACGUUGCAAUGAUUCGUCCUCCUAUCCAAGUGUUCGGAACCGAAGGGAAAUACGCGACUGCUCUGUAUUCAGCUGCAGCAAAGUCGAAGAAGCUGGACGAAGUUGAGAAGGAGCUGACGACAUUUCAAGGAAUGCUUCAUGCGAACAACAAGACUCGAGAUUAUCUAAUGGACCCCACCGUUAAUCGAACUGUAAAGCAGCAAGCUUUGUUGGAUAUUUCUAAGCAGAACAGCUUUACUCAAGUCACAGCUAAUUUUCUGGGCUUAGUAGCGGGAAACGGGAGGUUGAACACUCUCGACCACAUCGUAAAUUCAUACAAGCUUAUGAUGUCUGCACAACGUGGAGAAGUUAUUUGCGAAGUCGUCACAGCGAAGCCCUUGGAUGCAGACCAGAAAAAAGAACUCGAUGGUGCCUUGAAGGCGUUUUUGAAACCAGGCCAGCAGCUGAUCUUGAAGACGAAAGUUGAUGAAUCCCUGAUUGGUGGCAUGGUUGUGUCAAUCGGGGAUAACAUGCCGCUCAUCUGUCGAAAUUGCUCUGGUUGUCAGGCAGUGGAAGUAUUGAACAAGAUGGAAACGGAGGCGAAAGUUCUAUCUAUCCAAUCGCACGUUGUUUUCGGAUACGUUGGAAAUAGAAGCGCUGCGUUUCCGUUGCAGUACAUGGGGAUUGAGGUGGACUCAGUUAACUCGGUUCAAUUUUCGAAUCACACGGGUUAUGGGAAGUGGAAAGGACAAGUGCUUUCCGCCUCGGAUCUUGAUGAUCUCUACGCAGGUUUGAAAGUCAACAACUUGACCUCAGACUACACUCAUAGUUUAUCAGGUUACGUUGGAGAUGACGGAUUCUUGAUGAGCAUUGUAAAAGCGGUAGCAGAUCUGAAGAAGGAUCGGCCUGGAUUAGUCUACUUAUGUGAUCCUGUCCUCGGAGAUUAUGACCAAGGACUGUAUGUCCCAUCGUCUCUCGUACCAAUCUAUCGUGACCUUGUUGUUCCACUGGCAGACAUCAUCUGUCCCAACCAAUUUGAGGCCGAGUUGUUGACGGAUUCAAAAAUAAACUCGGUGGAAUGCGUGCUAAAAGCCGUUGAUGCCUUGCAUCAGAAAGGACCAAGAAUCGUGGUUAUUUCGUCUGCUGAAAUUGAUUCGAAGUAUUUUGCCCUUGUGUCAGAAAAAGUGAAUGGAAAUGUGCGAAGGUUUAAAGCCCCGAUGCAGAAGUUACUGUGCAAUUUCACCGGGACCGGGGAUCUUUUCGCAUCACUCUUCCUUGCUAAUUACAUCAAUACUUCUGAUGUCGGGAAAUCGUUGCGGAUGACCGUUGCUUCGAUGCAGGAUACUUUGAAGAAGACUGCACAACAUGCAGAACGCGUCAGUGGAAGUCUGCAAAAUGCUCGAACAAAGGACUUGGAGUUGCGCCUCGUUCAGUCGCGGGCAUAUUUCGUGAAACCAGAAACAGAAGUCAAACUCAUUGAAUUAUAA
Molecule: messenger RNA, 1570 nt
Organism: Notodromas monacha
Lineage: Eukaryota; Metazoa; Arthropoda; Ostracoda; Podocopida; Cyprididae
Source: the annotation of a GenBank genome assembly